This is a messenger RNA of Diachasmimorpha longicaudata, 1069 nucleotides long. RefSeq lists its product as uncharacterized. The coding region runs from base 26 to 1039 and encodes 337 amino acids. Lineage: Eukaryota; Metazoa; Arthropoda; Insecta; Hymenoptera; Braconidae. The record is from RefSeq and is a predicted model, not a curated record. The transcript has 2 exons.
CUGCAUUUGCGUUUUUUACGUCAAAAUGACAUCAAGUCAAGUGAACUCAUCUCCAAAAUCCAGUUAUCAAUCAGGUUAUCAGCCUGGAACUUUUAAACCUAAAAAAUCUAAAUAUUGUGGAAACAACGCGAAUAAAAAUGGAAUUAAGAUAAUUAGUGAUCGUGUAGUGCAAUAUAACAGUGAUGAGAAAAGAUCAAUUGAAAAAAUAGUGAAAAAAGUGAAACUCCAAAGACAUGAGAUUUCCAAGACAGGUCCUGUCAUAAAUAUUGACUUUGACCUUCAAAAGGUUGAAAAGAAGAAGAAAAACUCAACCAGACGAUUGGGCCAUAAAUCACCCGGUAGCACUCAAAGUGGCUCUAAAAUCCUGAAAGUCAAUAAUAAAAAAACAAGUGAAAUCGUGCAAGUGAGCACAGAGGAAAAAAAGUUGUGGAUUAAUAUGCUAGAACAAGAUCUUGAUUUAUUCAAUCAAGUGAACUAUAUUGAAAAGAAAAAGGAUCUGAAAAAAAUACAGGCUCGCGAAAAACGUUUAAAACUCGCGGAAAAAAAGAAGGCCGACUUUAUCGCUCGCGAAAAACGUCGCGAGUUAGCUAAGGAAAAACAAAGACAAUUUAGAGCUCGCGAAUCAGAAAACAAUCGAUCCAAGGACAACACAUCGAAGGAUAUCAUCCCUGAGUCCAUGAUGGAAUUGGAUUCAUCGAUCGAGAUCAUUCCCAGCACUCCAUCAGUCAUCAAUUUAAUCCUGGAACGCGAGGGUGAAGAUGCUCAGCAUGGAUCAUUGAAUUUCGCGACCUCAACCCCGAAAAAACCGCGAAAAACUAUCGAGGAAAUCGAGGCCGUUCUAGUCGCGUUGGGCGCGAAUCUAGAACAAAGGAAUCGCGAGGAUGAUUACGAAGUGCGAUGCACUCCAACGCAGCGUCAAAAAGAGCUUGAUCAAAUUGCGAUGCAAUUGGAUCAAAGCGACAAUGAUGAUGAUGAUGAAGGAUUGGCCCUCCAGAGUCUUGAUUUUACCCCGUUAUCACCCAGUAACCGUUCGGCUUAAAAAUUUAUUAAACAUUUUUGUAUUUUUUGG